Molecule: messenger RNA, 2225 nt
Organism: Neoarius graeffei (lesser salmon catfish)
Lineage: Eukaryota; Metazoa; Chordata; Actinopteri; Siluriformes; Ariidae
Exons: 25
Coding region: 1-2010 (669 amino acids)
Source: RefSeq, a predicted model, not a curated record
AUGCAUGGCUCUUUCAGCACUGCGGGUCCAACGCUGUGCACAAGGUUGGAGAAUGCUGUGAAGAAGUCAGACACACACGGAGCUCUGUGUUCUCACACAGCCCAAAACGGCUUUGUGCUCUUGCUGUGUGUGCUGCACUCCAAUGCCCAGGAAGAUUACUCUGGUGAAGACCAUAAUGGAUAUGGAAUAGAGUCUGGAGACCCACAACCUGUGGACUACCAUCCUGAGACUACACACACCUAUGAAGAUGAGCAGACAGUGUCUGCAUAUGACCCCUACAAUCCUGCUCCUCCAGGAGUCACCAUGAUCACAGAGGAGACCUACCCAUAUGCCAGCACCACCGAGUCAUAUGACUAUGCCAAAGAGGUGACUACUCUGACCACCCAGGUCCCGUAUGGAGAGGAUGCUGAUCUGGGGGAGGAGGGACCCACUGAGUGUGACUGUGAACCAGGCGAGCCUGGGUUUGCUGGCUUUCCUGGUCCCAAGGGAUCCAUAGGGCCACAAGGAAAGCAGGGACUCCCUGGUGCUCAAGGCAGGGAGGGUUACAAAGGAACCAAAGGAGUUCGAGGACGAGGAGGAGAUCCAGGCCCUGAUGGUGAUCCUGGACCUGAUGGAGAGGAUGGUGAAUCUGGAUUCUCUGGUGCAAUGGGUUUACCUGGGCUUCCUGGAGACCCAGGUGAGAGGGGAGAGCCUGGAUUAAAGGGUGAUAUUGGGAUGGAAGGUCCUCAUGGAGGUGUUGGACCUCCAGGAGAGAGAGGCCCAGCCGGUCCAAUUGGCCUACCAGGAACUGUGGGUCAUGAAGGUAUUAAGGGAUCAAAUGGAAAACCUGGGAAGCAGGGGCCUCAGGGACGACAAGGACCAAAGGGUCAGAGUGGAGCACCUGGUUUUCCUGGGGAUGUUGGGGAACAGGGUUACACCGGUUAUCCAGGAAUAUCAGGAGACAGGGGACUGCCAGGGCUAAAGGGUGAUGAAGGAAUUAGUGGCUUUCCAGGAAGUGAUGGAGAGUCUGGAGAGGAUGGUCCAAUAGGAGUUCCAGGAAUUGAAGGGCCACCAGGGUCAAUUGGACCAAAGGGUUUGAAAGGGGAACGUGGACCGAGGGGACGUCCCGGGAGAGUGGGGGCUGAAGGCCCACAAGGGGAAACCGGCAAUUCAGGGAUUCCAGGAAAGCCAGGUCCCAAAGGCCUGAAAGGUCCAGCUGGUCCCAAAGGGGAAACCGGAUCUGAUGGCAUUAAGGGUGACAUAGGAAGAAAAGGCCUGAAGGGUGUUAAGGGAGAAAAGGGAAGUUCAGGUUCUCAUGGUGACAAAGGGCAGCAAGGACAGAAAGGCUAUCCUGGACCUGUUGGACCCGUUGGUCAUGUUGGACCUCCAGGUGUCCCCGGCCCCAGAGGUGACAUUGGUCCUGCUGGAGACAUGGGUAUGAAAGGACACAGUGGACCUAAAGGAAAGCUGGGUGAACCUGGCCCUAGUUUGACAGAUGAGCAAGUUCUCCAGCUGUGUCAAGGUGUGAUCACUGCUCAGAUCUCCCAGUAUGCCUCCUCUAUUCGAGCUAAAUGUUCACAAGGCUGUCCUAUCAACAACCGCACCUUAAUUGGACCACCAGGACCCAAAGGGCCUCCUGGGAAUCCAGGCAAAACUGGCAAAGCUGGCAAACCUGGAGCGAAAGGAGCCAGAGGGCCUCAAGGAGUAACAGGUGUAGAAGGACAGAAAGGAGCACAGGGUGAAAGAGGAAGAAAGGGUCAAAAAGGGCAGAAAGGUGAUCCCGGCCAAGGACUUCCUGGGCAAGAUGGUCACCAGGGCCUCAGAGGUCUUCCAGGUCAUCCAGGAGUGCCUAGGAAUGGACUUGAGGGACCUCAAGGACCUCGUGGGUUCCCAGGUCCUGUGGGUCAGCCAGGGAUGGCUGGUAGUCCAGGUGUACCAGGAGUGUGUGAGGCGCGGGAUUGUAGCAUUCAUGCACCUGUUGUGCACAAAGAGCAAGGACUAAUAAAGGGCCCUCACAGUUCUGAGAUUUAAGUACAAACGAGGAUCCGUAGCAUUCGGCUUGCUCCACAAGAAUAAUGUAACCAAGCAGCUGUCAAGUGCACAUUUUGAAAGACAUAACGGGAGAGAAAAAGCUGAGCCAAACCACCCUGAGAACUUUAUCAUUGUCAUUUUAACAAUCUGACUCUGCAUUUUCUCAGAAGAAAAGACACACGACUGAAUAAAUGUAUUGAUGUGUAUAAACUCAA